Paramecium pentaurelia is the source of this 1679-nucleotide messenger RNA. NCBI's taxonomy places the organism in Eukaryota, Ciliophora, Oligohymenophorea, Peniculida, Parameciidae. The record is from the annotation of a GenBank genome assembly.
AUGUUAGAUAUUAUUCAUAAAAAAGUAAAGUUGGAUAUUGAAUAAAUCUAUAUUGACAAAUCCUGUAGAACAUCAAAUAAUCAAAGAGAAAAUGAAUCUUAAUCAACUAAAUUGUAUUAAGAUAUAAUCAAUGAUCUCCCUAUUACAGGAGAAUGUGACUAAUCAUUCCCUUUAGAUUAAGAAAUCAUUCAAUUACUUAAAUAUUCUUAGUAUUAUGGAAUGUAAAUACUUUCUAAAUUUGUUGACUCUUCAAUACUCAUUGAAAAAUUGAGACUUAAGCAGUUGUAAUUAAAAAAAGAAUUGAUGAUCUAUUUCCUUUAAAAUGUUAGAAGUCAAUCACCAAUUUUACAUGACUUAAUCUAUCUAGAAGCAGCUAAUUUAGAUAAAGAUAUUAGAUAAGCUGCAAUUGAAUGUAUGAGCAGAUUUAAAGUUAUUGAUGAUUAAGAAAUCCUCAAUUUAAUUAGAAAACCUAAAGAUAGCUUAGAAUUAUUAUAAAAUCAUUCAAAAGGACUUCUUAUAUCAAUAUUAGAAGAUUAAUAUUAUAUUAUUAGAAUAAAUGCUAUUAGAGCUAUCAUGAAUUUUAAUAAAUAAUCUACAAUAUUUGCCAAUCAUGUACUAGAAAUAUUAAUCAAUAUGUUAAAUGAUGAAUCUGAUUUAGUAAGAAUAGAAGCAAUUUAAGUACUAUUAAAUUAUCCUAAAAUUGAAUUUAAUAGAGGAGAUUCUAAUGCUAUUAAAUUCAAUUUGAAUGAAUAAAAUUUUAAAUUAAGAAAAGCAAUCUAUGAUCUUAUAGGUUAAUCUAUAUUCCCAGAAACUCUCCAUGAUAUUUUUGAAUCAAGUAAUUAUCCUCUUUAAUUUUAGUCUGUUUCAAUCUAACCAAAUUCCCACAAGAUUUUAUUUAUAUAUCUAAUUCAGUAAGAUAGUUAGCCCUUAAAAAUCCUAAUAUUUUAUCAAUAUCAGAAAUAAUUAAAAAAGAAAGACUUACAUAAGAACCUAACAUUUAUUCAGAAUCAUAAGAAUAUAUUGUAAGAAUGAUCUAUGCUUAUUACACUACAAGAAAAGAUACUGAUCCAUUCUAUUUUUCAAAACAUUUUGCUUAUUUUUCUGAUAAAUAUCCAGAUCUCUUUUAAUCAAAUAAAGUUACUCCAGAUGAAUUUUAUGCCUUUAAAUUAUAUAAUGAAUAUUAGUAACUCAUGAAAGAAGUCUUUAAUUCUCUUAAAAUAUAUAGAUUACAAGAAUGUAAAUAAAUCUAUUCAGAAUUAUGUGCUAAAUAUGAAUUUGAUUAAUCAAUCAUCCCUCCACCACCUUUAGAAUAUAAUCAUGAGUUUAGAAUUCCUAAUUGGGAAAUUACUAAAUUCCAAAGCAGAUCUUUUAAAUUUAUAUUACCAUUAGAAGGAACUAAUUUCAGAGUUUACCCUGAAUUUCCAUUAACUUUUGUAAUAUAGGGAGAAUUUAGAAAUUUAAAAAUGCCUAUAUCAAAAAAUUAUGCUAUAUAACUUUUAUUUAUGGAUGGAACAAGUGAACUUAAUAAGAUUUCUUAAAUUGAAGAUAAUAUAAUUAAAGCUAAUUUAGAAAUGUAAAGAAAAGUAUAAGACUUCUCUUAACCAGCUAAAAUACUAUUUGUGCAAUUAGUAGAUGGAUUAUAAUUAGGUAAUCCUAUAAACAUUUAUCUAUAAAUUUGA